Messenger RNA from Brassicogethes aeneus, 736 nucleotides. NCBI's taxonomy places the organism in Eukaryota, Metazoa, Arthropoda, Insecta, Coleoptera, Nitidulidae. The record is from the annotation of a GenBank genome assembly.
UCAACAAAUGUGUAAUGCUCAGUCGGUAACUUCCUUUUUGCCUUUCAGUUAAUUUCUUCAGAAUGGGUAUUUCAAGAGACCAUUGGCAUAAGAGGCGGGCAACCGGAGGUAAAAGGAAGCCUCUGCGUAAGAAGAGGAAGUUUGAGUUGGGUCGCCCAGCCGCCAACACCAAACUUGGAGGACCACGUAGAAUCCACCCUGUUCGUACUCGCGGAGGAAACUUGAAAUACAGAGCAUUAAGGUUAGAUACCGGAAAUUUCGCAUGGGGUAGCGAAGGCACAGCCCGCAAAACCCGUAUCAUCGACGUUGUUUACAAUGCCAGUAACAAUGAAUUGGUUCGUACCAAGACCUUGGUAAAGAACGCCAUCGUUGUCAUUGAUGCCACACCAUUCAGGCAAUGGUAUGAAAAUCAUUACAUUUUACCUUUGGGACGCAAGAAGGGAGCCAAAUUGACUGCCGAUGAAGAAGCUAUUUUAAGCAAAAAACGCAGCAAAAAAGUGCAAAAGAAAUACGAAACAAGACAAAAAACAUCUAAAGUUGAACCUGCUAUUGAAGAACAGUUCCAAACUGGUAGACUAUUAGCAUGCUUGGCUUCCAGGCCUGGACAAUGUGGAAGGGCUGAUGGAUAUGUUCUUGAAGGCAAAGAACUUGAAUUCUACAUGCGUAAAAUAAAAUCUAAGAAAGCUAAAUAAACUUAAUUGUAAGUGUUAACAAUAAACGUUAACAAGUUGUAUAU